CAUGGACUGGCCUCAGGCUACUGAAGGACAAGGGUGUGGAGGCUGCCCUGGUCCAGCUCCAAGCCAAGCCUGGCCCAUGGCAUUGGCACGCACCUGCACUCCUGGCUAUAUAAAUACAGGCCUCCAGCUGGGGCUGUGUCCUCAGGGCUGCUCUCGCCAUGGCUCGCUGGCACAUCCUGGUCUUGGCCCUGUGCUCCUACCUUGGGGUAGCCUGGGCUGCGACCCUGGGGGUGGUGCUCACCGAGGGAGGAUUUGUGGAAGGCGAGAGUAAGAAACUGGGACUCUUUGGGAGCUACGUCGACAUCUUCAGAGGGAUUCCCUUUGCUGCCCCUCCAAAGAGACUGGAAGAUCCCCAACCUCAUCCUGGCUGGGAUGGAACGCUGGAAGCAAAAACAUUCAAAAAGCGCUGUAUGCAAAUGAAGCUGACACAGACUGAUGUCCGCGGGAGUGAGGACUGUCUGUACCUGAACAUCUGGAUCCCUCAAGGGAGGAGAGAGAUCUCUACAAAGCUGCCCGUGAUGGUUUUUAUCUACGGUGGCGCCUUCCUAGUCGGAGGCAGCCAGGGAGCCAAUUUCCUGGACAACUACCUGUACGAUGGGGAGGAGAUCGCAGUGCGGGGCAACGUCAUCGUGGUGACCGUCAACUACCGCCUGGGGCCGCUGGGCUUCCUGAGCACCGGCGAUGAAAACCUGCCAGGGAACUACGGGCUCAAGGACCAGCACAUGGCCAUUGCCUGGGUGAAGAGGAACAUCAAGGCCUUUGGGGGUGACCCAGACAACAUCACCAUCUUUGGGGAAUCGGCCGGUGCCGUCAGCGUCUCCCUGCAGACGCUGUCUCCAAAGAACAAGGGCCUGUUCAAGAGAGCCAUCAGCCAGAGUGGGGUUGGGGUAUGCAGCUGGGCCAUCCAGAGGGACCCGCUCUUCUGGGCUAAAAAGCUUGGAGAAAAGGUGGGCUGCUCCACAGACAACACCACCAUCUUGGCCAACUGCCUGCGCAGCUCUGAUCCCAAAACUUUGACACUGGCCUACCACCUGCAGCUGACCAACCUGCCCAUGCCCCUGGUGCACACCCUCGCCCUCACUCCUGUCGUCGAUGGGGAUUUCCUCCCAGACAUGCCAGAGAAGCUCUUUGCCAACGCUGCCGACAUCGACUACCUGGCCGGGGUCAAUAACAUGGAUGGGCACAUCUUUGCCGGCGUGGAUUUACCUGCCAUCAACCGCCCGCUGGUGAAAAUCACUGCGGAGCAGGUGUAUGAUUUGAUCAAAGGCCUCACUGUGGACAGGGGCGAGGCUGGAGCCAACGCCACCUACAACAUCUACACACAGAGCUGGGGUGACAAACCCAGUCAGGAGGUCAUGAAGAAGACAGUGGUGGACCUGGUCACUGACUACAUCUUCCUGAUUCCCACACAGUGGGCACUGAACCUGCACCUGCAGAAUGCCCAGAGUGGCAAGACCUACAGCUACGUGUUCUCCCAGCCGUCCCGCAUGCCUGUCUACCCCAGCUGGGUCGGGGCAGACCAUGCUGAUGACCUGCAGUACGUGUUUGGGAAGCCCUUUGCCACCCCCCUGGGCUACCUGCCCAAGCACAGGACCGUCUCAAAGGCCAUGAUUGCUUACUGGACCAAUUUUGCCAGGAGCGGUGAUCCCAACAAAGGCCAUUCGGACGUGCCCGUUUCCUGGCCAGCCUACAGCGACAAGGGCAAGUACUACCUGGAUAUCAACAACGAGAUGAACAAAAACUCUGUGAAGCAGGACCUGAGAUCCCGGUUUGUGACCUUCUGGAACUCGGUCUAUCGGCAGCUGCCGCAGGUCGCCAACAUCUCCCAGUCGGAGUUAAUGUUCUAAAGCUAAGAAAGAAAUAUAGUUUAGAGAUCAUUAAAGGCUUGCUUGUAACUGA
This is a messenger RNA of Corvus hawaiiensis (hawaiian crow), 1899 nucleotides long. It is a transcript of the gene CEL, whose product is annotated as carboxyl ester lipase. Gene Ontology annotation, biological process: modulation of chemical synaptic transmission; synaptic vesicle endocytosis; presynaptic membrane assembly. Gene Ontology annotation, cellular component: cell surface; postsynaptic specialization membrane; synapse. Bases 159 to 1847 code for a protein of 562 amino acids. Gene Ontology annotation, molecular function: sterol ester esterase activity; triacylglycerol lipase activity; signaling receptor activity. The record is from RefSeq and is a predicted model, not a curated record. NCBI's taxonomy places the organism in Eukaryota, Metazoa, Chordata, Aves, Passeriformes, Corvidae. The transcript is spliced from 11 exons.